CCCCCCCCCUCCACUUUUGUACCUUUCUCGCCGGGACAGAGAAGUGGGCCGGGACCAGCCGGGCCAGACCAGACUGGACCCCAGGGGCGAUGCGGCUACUGCCCCUGCUGCGGACUGUCCUCUGGGCCGCGCUGCUCGGCUCGCGCCUGCGGGGGUGCUCCAGCCUCCGCCACCCUAUCUACUGGAACUCCUCUAACCCCAGACUGCUUCGAGGAGAUGCCGUGGUGGAGCUGGGCCUCAACGAUUACCUAGACAUCUUCUGCCCGCAUUAUGAAAGCCCAGGGCCCCCAGAGGGCCCAGAAACCUUUGCUUUAUACAUGGUGGACUGGUCAGGCUACGAGGCCUGCAAGGCGGAGGGGCCAAAUGUCUUCCAGCGCUGGAAGUGCUCGCUGCCCUUUGCCCCCUUUGGCCCCGUUCGAUUCUCAGAAAAGAUCCAGCGCUUCACACCUUUCUCCCUGGGCUUCGAGUUCUUGCCUGGAGAGACUUACUAUUACAUCUCGGUGCCAACUCCGGAGAGUUCUGGCCAUUGCUUGAGACUCCAAGUGUCUGUCUGCUGCAAGGAGAGCAGGUCAGAGUCAGCCCACCCUGUUGGGAGCCCCGGAGAGAGCGGCACCUCUGGGUGGCGAGGGGGGCAUGCUCCCAGCCCCCUAUGCCUCUUACUGCUGCUGCUGCUGCCGAUUCUUCGUCUCCUGCGAGUUCUAUGAACCGAGUAAACCUUCCCAGGCAACCCCCCCCCCCCAGGAACCAGAGCCCUCCCC
Messenger RNA from Acomys russatus (golden spiny mouse), 758 nucleotides. RefSeq names its product ephrin A4 (gene Efna4). Gene Ontology annotation, cellular component: plasma membrane. The record is from RefSeq and is a predicted model, not a curated record. NCBI's taxonomy places the organism in Eukaryota, Metazoa, Chordata, Mammalia, Rodentia, Muridae. Gene Ontology annotation, biological process: ephrin receptor signaling pathway; axon guidance. Gene Ontology annotation, molecular function: ephrin receptor binding. The coding region runs from base 90 to 704 and encodes 204 amino acids. The transcript is spliced from 4 exons.